AUGAGUGACACUGAUGAACCCCAGGCUUCUAUAUCUGAUUACCCUGGUUCCCAGGAGCUGAUAAGCAGUCAGCACAAGGAGCCAUAUAGGGUACAGACAAACACACAGGUGAAGUGUUCGUGCUCCAGGCAGAAGAAUGCUGCUCCUGAGGAGUCUUCAGUUGGCCUUAAUAGUAUGUGUAAAUCACCAGCUGCUUCAGCUGAGGUUGUACUUAUCAGCAGUGAUUCAGAAAUUGAUGCCCCUGAUGCUCGGGGCAGUGAGUGCCGUCCCCAGUGCUCCACUGCACCUUCAAAGCAAAAAAGGAGAUCUCGGUCUUCGAGGCAACAAGCUGAGUCUGUUGAAGAAGUGCCUGACAGUGAAAGCUCUUCAGAUUCUUCUCCCUCCCCCCAAAGUCCAGUGAAGUCAUCGGAAAUGUCCAUGCAGCAGCAGAAGAAGUCAAAAUUCAAUUUGAAAGCCAUUUUUGCCUAUCACUUCAGGGGGAGGAAGUUUAAAGCAGCUGCACACCGGAGAUACACUAUUAGGUCACGGAAGAAGAAGAAGUAUGAGAGCACACAGAUGCCCAUGGGGAGGCCACCACUGACAGCAUCACAUCAAGAGCGAAAGAGGAGGCGUCUAGACAGAGGUGUUCAGUUCCCUUUUGUUGAAAAACAUUAUGGGGAGAAACAUAUUCCCUUAAAGAUGGUUCUUGGCUAUGAGCGAGCAGCUGCUAAGGGAUAUUUUAAGUACAUUGAAGUGCUUAAAUUUGAGGAACAUCUUAAAAAAGCUUUAAAAGCCCUUCAGGCUGGUGAAGACUUAGAAAAAGAAUGUGUGGUGCUACGGAAGCACAAGUAUUUAGAUGAUGAAGGACCCAUUUCCCCUAUUCAGGAGACAAAGGAUGAUGAGGACAGCUUGAAUUCUGAUAAUGAAGAAUAUUGUGAUGCCAGAGUAGUGGAAAACAGCUCUUUCAUUAUAAGCAGCACAGUCCACAGUAAGAAAAAAUCAAAGGCAGAAAGGAAACGUGCAAAAGCAACAGAAGUGAUUGAAAUACUGGAUGAAGAUGACAGAAACUGA
This is a messenger RNA of Acanthisitta chloris (rifleman), 1050 nucleotides long. RefSeq names its product TATA box binding protein (TBP)-associated factor, RNA polymerase I, D, 41kDa (gene TAF1D). The coding region runs from base 1 to 1050 and encodes 349 amino acids. The record is from RefSeq and is a predicted model, not a curated record. Gene Ontology annotation, cellular component: nucleus; RNA polymerase transcription factor SL1 complex; nucleoplasm. Gene Ontology annotation, biological process: regulation of DNA-templated transcription. Lineage: Eukaryota; Metazoa; Chordata; Aves; Passeriformes; Acanthisittidae. The transcript has 5 exons.